CGGGUCAAUCAGCAAUCGAAGUUACGUAAUUCAAUAAAUAAGCGGAUUUUUCUUACGGACACCCAUUUAACUGGACUCCAUUUUUCUCACGUGACCUCAUCUUUCAUCUCUUCCGUUCUCCGUUUCUCUUCACCGUCUCUCCGAGACUAAAUGCAGUUUCGUCAUAUUCCGUGCAGUGUAAAAGCAACUUAUAGGCCUUCAGGUAUGGACGUCUCUGGAGGUCAAAGUGUGUAUCCUUUACACCGUUGCAAAACUAUACACCUGGUGAGGCAUGCUCAGGGGAUUCACAAUGUGGAAGGAGAAAAGGACCAUAGUGCCUACCUAUCUCGACACCUUUUCGAUGCACACCUUACUCCUCUUGGAUGGCAGCAGGUAGACAAUCUACGGAAACAUGUUCAAACAUCAGGAAUUUCUAAGAGGGUGGAACUAGUUAUAACUUCUCCUCUAUUGAGGUGUAUGCAAACAGCCGUUGGCGUUUUUGGUGGAGAAGAUUCCACAGAUGGAACAGAUGUUCCUCCACUCAUGGUAACAGAUGCAGGAGAGAGUAACCAUCCAGCAAUUUCAAGUUUAAAUUGCCCUCCCUUCAUUGCAGUGGAGGGUUGUCGUGAACACUUGGGAGUUCACUGGUGUGAUAAGAGAAGAAGCAUUAGCGAAUACAAGCCUCUAUUUCCUGCAAUUGACUUUUCCUUGAUUGAAUCUGAUGAUGAUGUUCUCUGGGAGCUUGAUGUUAGAGAGAAAAUUGAAGACGUUGCUUCCAGAGGAAUAGAGUUCUUUAAGUGGUUGUGGACACGAAAGGAGAAGGAGAUUGCAAUUGUUACGCAUAGUGGAUUAUUGACUCAUACACUCGCUAAAUUUGGUGGUAAUUGUCAUCCAGAUGUGAAGAGUGAGAUAUCUAAGCGAUUUCAGAACUGCGAACUUCGAAGCAUGGUUCUUGUUGACAGAAGCAUGGUAGGGUCGGAUUCUUCAGCAACUAAUUAUCCAGGAAAAAUUCCAAGUGGAGAAGAUGCGCCAAGUGACCUUGCAUGUACUACUCCAGAUGGAUUGCCAAACUGAUGAUAUUUCAAGCAGAGGCAAUAAAAUAUGUUCGAGUUUGGUUUGCUUUUUUACGAUUCUUUCAAAGUAAAAUUUUUUUUGAUCAUCUCAUUUGGAGCACUUUGUGGUUGACUCCGAAUUUUAUUCAGAUUCAUGAAGAAAGUAUACCGAGGCAAAUUUAGUUGUCUGAAGGUACAAGCAACUGCUUCGAUGCCUUACAAUUAUCGUAGUAUUUUCCAAAUCACGUUUCAUACCCCUACACUAUAAGUUAUGUUUUUACGAUCAAUUACUACCGGCGUUUCGGACUUUCAGGUAGUUAUGUUUCCAGUUGCCGUCUGGUGGAGGUCUCCAUUGUGAUUCAUCCAGUACGUUUACUCUUUGCAUUUUUAAUCUUUAUAAUAUAGUCAGUUCAGACUGCAAGAAUGUAACACUAUUUCCUUGUUUUUUAGUUAACAAUGUGAAUUUAUCAGUCUUUUAAAAUAAUC
This is a messenger RNA of Solanum pennellii, 1517 nucleotides long. RefSeq names its product phosphoglycerate mutase-like protein 1. The transcript is spliced from 12 exons. Lineage: Eukaryota; Viridiplantae; Streptophyta; Magnoliopsida; Solanales; Solanaceae. Gene Ontology annotation, molecular function: phosphatase activity. The coding region runs from base 151 to 1053 and encodes 300 amino acids. Gene Ontology annotation, cellular component: cytoplasm. The record is from RefSeq and is a predicted model, not a curated record.